CACAAGGCGGAAUUGGUGGGUUGGCAGUUUGCAGACCAGCAACGAAGACAGCAACCGAAAAAGGCCUUCCUUCCUUUCUUUUGCUUGCUCUGGCACUGUUGUGAGUGAGCGGAUUCCGUUCCAGUCUCUCCAACUUUCUCUUGUCUUUGUUGUUUGUGGUCUGUCGUCGUGUUUGAUUGAUUCCAUUGGUUCCAUCGGUUCCAUUGGUUCCACUCCAAAGCACCCCACAACCCACCUGGAAACCAUGUCAUACCACAAGAAAGACGACGAGCAUGACCGCAACCCCUUCACGCACUUGGAGAAGACCACUGUGCUCCAAGAAGCGCGGUCCUUCAAUGAGAUGCCCAUCAACGCACGCAAGUGCAUCAUCAUCCUCACAAAGAUCCUCUGCCUCGUGCACCAAGGCGAGACCUUUGGCACUCGCGAAGCCACGGAGACCUUCUUCUCCAUGACCAAGCUGUUCCAGCACAAGAAUGUGGCACUGCGGCGCAUGGUGUAUCUUUGCAUCAAGGCCAUGUCCACCAUUUCGGAGGAUGUGAUCAUGGUGACCAGCUCCCUCAUGAAGGACAUGAACAGCAAGGACGACAUCUACCGUGGUCCCGCCAUCCGCGCCCUCUGCACCGUCGCAGACGGCACCACGCUGCAGAGCCUGGAGCGCUUCCUGAAGCAGGCCAUUGUCGACCGCAACGUCUCUGUCUCAAGCUCAGCCCUCGUCUCAUCUCUGCACCUGCUGAGCAAAGGGCAGGAUGUGGUGCGGCGGUGGGUGAAUGAGGUGCAGCAGGCGGCGAACAACAGCACGGGCAUGGCGCAGUACCAUGCACUCGGCCUCCUCUACCACAUCAAGCAGCGCGACCGCCUGGCCGUGCAGAAGCUCGUGGCCACGCAGAUGCGCAACCCGGCGCUGUCGUCGCCCUUUGCGUACUGCCUGCUCAUCCGCUAUGCGAGCAAGGUGCUGGACCAGGACCCGGACGGUAGCGUCAACGAGGACAUCUUCGCCUUUCUCGAGCGCUGCCUCAGGCACAAGAACGAGAUGGUGGUGUACGAGGCUGCGCGCGCGAUUGUGAGCGUGAAGAACGUGACGUCGCGGCAGAUUGCGCCGGCCGUUGCUGUGCUGCAGGUGUUCCUUGGCUCGCCACGCCCCGUCCUCCGCUUUGCCGCCGUGCGCACGCUCAACAAGGUCUCCAUCACACACCCGAACGCGCUCAAGAGCUGCGUGCUGGACAUGGAGACGCUCAUCACAGACUCAAACCGCAGCGUCGCCACUCUGGCCAUCACAACCCUCCUCAAGACGGGGACGGAGUCGAGCGUUGACCGGCUGAUGAAGCAGAUUUCGUCGUUCAUGCAUGAGAUUACGGACGAGUUUAAGAUUGUUGUUGUUGAGGCCAUCCGCGCCCUCUGCCUCAAGUUCCCCCAGAAGUAUCCGGUCCUCAUGAACUUCCUCUCCUCCACCCUCCGCGACGAGGGCGGCUUUGAGUACAAGCGGGCGAUUGUGAAGACCAUCACGAGCAUCGUGGAGAAUGUGAAGGAGGCCAAGGAGACAGGCCUUGCGCAGCUGUGCGAGUACAUUGAGGACUGCGAGUACCCGGCGCUGCUCACCAGCAUCCUGGACAUGCUGGGGACGCAGGGCCCAACCACCUCCCACCCGCACAAGUACAUCCGCUUCAUCUACAACCGCCUCAUCCUGGAGAACUCUGUUGUGCGCGCCGCCGCUGUCGAUGCCCUCACCAAGUUUGGCCAGCACUGCGAGGGCGUGCGCCAGAGUGUUGUCAUCAUCCUCCGCAGGUGCAUGCUUGACAGCGACGACGAGGUGCGCGACCGCGUCAUGUUUGCCCUCAGCAUCCUCGAGGGCGGCCCCGCCGCCGACAUCACCCACAUGAUGCUGACGGAGUCUGAGACGGAGUACGUGGUGAAGUGCACCAAGCACGCGUUUGCCGAGCACAUUGUGUUUGAGUACAGCGUGACCAACACGCUCAACGACCAGAUUCUUGAGAAUGCGCAGGUGGUGAUGGAGGGCGGCGAGCAGGAGAUUGAUGCCGAUGACGUCAUCAUGAUCCCGGCGCCCAAGAUCGAGUACGACCAGACCGUUAGCUCCUUUGUCGCCUUCCCCUCGGACCCAACUGUCGGAGCGCAAACGUUUGAAACGCGCCUGGACUUUUUGGUGCGUGACGUUGAUCCGGACACGCAGGAGGUUGCCGAGGACAGCUACGAGGACACAUACGCGCUGGAGGACGUUGAUCUUGAGUUUGCCGACUUUAUGCAGGCCGUCUCCAAGCCCAACUUCUCCUCCGCCUGGUCUGCCAUGCAGGGCGUGGCUGAGGAGGCCGACACGUUCAACCUGGAGGCGAUCAAGUCGCUGCAGGACGCCGCGCGCAACAUCCCGUCCUUCCUCGGCAUGGCCACGUGUGAGAAGUCUAACGUCGUGCCCGAGGACGCGACCCGCCACACCCUCUUUCUCUCGGGUGUGUUUGUGGGCAACAUCCCCGUGCUGGCUGUGGCCAAGCUUGCCUUUGACCAAGGGGUGUCCAUGGAGUUGGCUGUGCGCAGCGAGAACGAGGACCUGUGCACCCUCAUCCUGCAGUCUGUGGCAUAACCGCCACCUCAGCAAGACACCCGCGUGUGCGCACGUAUGUUCACGUUCCGCAGUGCACAUUGUGCAGUGCAUGUUCAUGUGUGUUCAUGCAUUCACCCUUUCCCUCCCUCUUCACAUCCCUCCUCCCAACAAUCCACGCCAGACAAGCUGUUUUCGUGCAUGUCUGUCUUCUCGUAUCAAGUCUCGUGCCUACCCACCCGUCAUUCCUCCUUUCUUUCUUGGAUGUUUUUGCGUUCAAUUUACAGCAGUAAAACCACUCAAGCAAACC
Messenger RNA from Salpingoeca rosetta, 2858 nucleotides. Its product is annotated as coatomer protein complex. Gene Ontology annotation, cellular component: endoplasmic reticulum; endoplasmic reticulum-Golgi intermediate compartment; COPI vesicle coat. The record is from RefSeq and is a predicted model, not a curated record. Gene Ontology annotation, molecular function: structural molecule activity. Gene Ontology annotation, biological process: endoplasmic reticulum to Golgi vesicle-mediated transport; protein secretion; organelle transport along microtubule. NCBI's taxonomy places the organism in Eukaryota, Choanoflagellata, Craspedida, Salpingoecidae. Bases 245 to 2590 code for a protein of 781 amino acids. The transcript is spliced from 16 exons.